AUGAGUGCUUCCAAGAUGGCCAUGUCCAAUCUAGAGAGAAUAUUAGAACUGGUUCCUCUUUCGCCCACCAGUUUUGUUACGCGAUACCUGCCUGCUGCACCCGUAGGGUCCAAGGGCACGUUUGGUGGGACGCUAGUAUCACAAUCGCUGCUGGCAUCGCUGCAUACCGUGCCAUUGAACUUCUUUCCCACGUCACUGCAUUCGUACUUCAUCAAGGGCGGUGACCCGCGAGCCAAGAUCACGUACCAUGUGCAGAAUCUGCGAAACGGCAGAAAUUUCAUCCAUAAGCAGGUUACUGCCUACCAGCACGACAAACUCAUCUUCACCUCGAUGAUCUUGUUUGCCGUGCAACGGUCUAAGGAGCAUGAUUCCUUGCAGCAUUGGGAGACUAUCCCGGGCCUGGAGGACGAGCAACCGGACCCUCAUCGGUACGAAGAAGCCACUUCACUUUUCCAAAAAGAAGUCUUGAACCCACAGAAACUGAGCCGGUAUGCCUCUUUAUCUGACAGGUUCCAAGACGCAGCGUCCAUGAGCAAGUACGUGGACGCGUUUCAGUACGGUGUCAUGGAGUACCAAUUCCCCAAGGACAUGUUCUAUUCCGCAAAACACACCGAUGAGUUGGAUUACUUCGUCAAAGUGAGACCCCCCAUUACUACCGUGGAGCACACAGUCGACGAGUCCUCUUUGCACAAGCACCAUCCGUACAGAAUCUCGAAGAGUAUUACUCCCGAGAACGAUGCCCGCUACAACUACGUGGCCUUUGCGUACCUUUCGGAUUCGUACCUCCUGCUCACGAUCCCGUACUUCCACAACCUGCCUUUGUACUGCCACAGUUUCAGCGUUUCGCUUGACCACACCAUCUACUUUCACCAGUUGCCCCAUGUGAACAAUUGGAUCCACCUGAAGAUUUUGAAUCCCAGGUCUCAUUGGGACAAGCACCUCGUGCAAGGCAAGUACUUCGACACGCAGUCCGGCCACAUCAUGGCAAGUGUCUCCCAAGAGGGAUACGUUGUCUACGGGUCCGAACGAGACAUCCGGGCCAAGUUCUGA
Molecule: messenger RNA, 1050 nt
Organism: Saccharomyces mikatae IFO 1815
Lineage: Eukaryota; Fungi; Ascomycota; Saccharomycetes; Saccharomycetales; Saccharomycetaceae
Gene: TES1
Product: palmitoyl-CoA hydrolase
Exons: 1
Coding region: 1-1050 (349 amino acids)
Biological process (GO): acyl-CoA metabolic process; fatty acid catabolic process
Cellular component (GO): peroxisomal matrix
Molecular function (GO): fatty acyl-CoA hydrolase activity
Source: RefSeq, a predicted model, not a curated record